Molecule: messenger RNA, 2981 nt
Organism: Homarus americanus (American lobster)
Lineage: Eukaryota; Metazoa; Arthropoda; Malacostraca; Decapoda; Nephropidae
Gene: Apf
Product: bis(5'-nucleosyl)-tetraphosphatase [asymmetrical]-like
Exons: 4
Coding region: 184-642 (152 amino acids)
Biological process (GO): ATP biosynthetic process; AMP biosynthetic process
Molecular function (GO): bis(5'-nucleosyl)-tetraphosphatase (asymmetrical) activity
Source: RefSeq, a predicted model, not a curated record
AAUCAGCGUGUUCGGUAAACAAGAGUCGGAAAUCCUGUCGGCCGAGCGGGUGUGAUGAUGUUUGAGCUGACAGUGACACACCCGUUUGAGCUGACAGUGACACACCCGUUUUACUCCCGGUAACUUGUGAGGUUGGAAGAUUAAGGUCUAAGAUCAUCAGUACAGUACUGUAUACAAGCAAAUAUGAGUGCAGCUAUAGAAAUACGAGCUGCAGGACUUAUCAUCUUCCGUCGGGUGUCAACAGAUUUAGAAUAUCUUUUACUAAAAGCAUCAAAAAAAGAAGGCCAUUGGACACCACCCAAAGGUCAUGUUGAUCCUGGAGAAACAGACAAGGAAGCUGCCAUCAGAGAAACUGAAGAAGAGGCUGGAUUAUGUUCCAAUGGUUAUACUGUGAUAGACUCCUACCAAAAGGUCUUGAAGACCCAUUUUUACUUUCAGUAUACUGUGAAAAAUAAGCAAAAAGAGGUUGUGUACUGGCCAGCAGAACUGAAAGAUCCCUCCUCUGCAGUGAAGAUUUCUGAUGAGCAUGUGGAAUUUCGUUGGGCACCACUGACUGAAGCUUGUUCCCUUGUUGGUUUCACUGAUUUAGUAGCAGCACUCAAAGAAUGCGAAGAAUUCCUCAGGAAGUAUUUUAAAAAUUAGCAAUGUACUGUAUGCAAAAUAGUCCAAUUUUAAAAUAUUAAUAUUUAACAAAUUCAUAAAAUGGAUGUACAGUACUGUAGGUGUAAAAUAGGCUUUUAUAGGUUAAUUAUCCAGUAUAAUUUUGUAUGGGAUAUGGGUUAGUUACUAAGCAUAUACCCCAAUUAGUAAGAAAAAGAGAGGAUGUGAGAUAUGAAUAACAGAAUUGCAAUCUUUAUCUGAGUGACAAUGAUAAUGAUGGAAGAUUUAAAUGUGAGGAUAAGUGAGACUGGUAUCUCACUGCUUAAGAAUGUCGUUCCGCAGAAAAAAAUGCAGGGGGGAGCAAUGUUAUCCUGAAUUCGACGUGUGAAGCGUGAAGACAUCAUUGACAAUUUCGGAAGAGAUCCCCGACUGCUCCAAUUCCUGUUCCAAGAGUAGUAACCUGCUCUAACUGAAUGAACUGUUGAGAAAUGUUUAUGUUAUUUUAUUCAUUUUGUAUUUUCCAUGUAAUUUUUUCAAAUUUUUUAUUUUCCAGGGGGGGGGGGGGCAAAUGCCCCCCCUUGCCCCUCCCUGCGGACGCCCAUGAGCACAACUCUGGCUUUUGACAAUAUUGACAGACUUGAAGAGAGACUUUCUGGAAGUGGAACCUCACACACAGUGAACGGAAUCAUAGUUCAGCCACAAGUACAGGGACCACAGCAAGUAGUACCUAGUGCACAAAUCAACAGAUUUGUGCAGAGAAGCAUUGAUCAAGAUGAGGAUUGGCAUAUUCCUGUUUACAAUGCUGGUGAGAAAGUUGGCCCUGCAAGGAGACCAAAGAAAAUUCAAGAAGUAGAUUAUGUUGCUUUUCGAAAGGAAGCAUGGAAAAGGGACAUGCUAUGGUUGCUGUGUCGAGGAAGCAUAGAAAAAGGACAUGUUAUGGUUGCUGUGUUGAUUACAUGACAAUGAAAGUAGCAAUACAAUAUUGCUGGGUAAACAAAAUUUAACAUAAGAGUCCACAGCAUCAAUCAGAUCUCUGAGAAUUCCCUAGGAUAUUUGCCGUGAAUAAAUACACCAGCAACAAAUGUGUCGACAAUCAAUGAAGUGCUGCGGCAAUCCCUACAAAUAAAAGAGCAGCUGCUCUUGAUGGGAUAGUGUGCGUAUUUGACCAGGCUAUCAAUGCGAAAGCAGCAGAAAUUAAGUGAAGAACUUGGAUAAGUAUGGAAGUAUUGUCCUUCGGAUGGGUGCUUUCCAUACUACUUGCAAUGUUCUGGCUAUAAUUGGCAAGAGAUUCCAGGAACUUAAGCAUUGAGACUUCAAUAAUUCCAGAAGGAUCUGUAAAUGCUGUGCUUGAUGGUUGGAUGUAUUACAGAGGCAUGAGGUUACAUAAGCUCGUUUAUGAAGCAAUUUUAAAGUUAGUGUUAUUACCGUUGGCUUAUAAAUGCUGGUGUCAGUUGUUGACGAUUGCUGCCUUCCCCGAACAAACUUUGGAUCUCUCAGCGCCUCCCCACGCGGCCUGUUGCCUCGUGAGAUGUGGCGGCUGGGGGAGGGGGGGAUGUUCACAGAUGAAGAGUUCUUGAUUCUCCUGACUGUAAGGUCUAAAGGGUGACGUGGCUCUCAUGACACAGAUUGCCCUCUCGAGUGAUAUUCCCCCCCCCCACGCGACCUGUGACCUCGCCAGAUGCGGCGGGGGGGACCCCGGGAGUGUUAUCAUCGCUGGCGUCAGUACUGGCGAGUGAGUAUUGGUGUGUGAGUGCUGGCGUUUACUGCUCUACCCAAACAAAGAUCGGGGGGCGUUGUUUACGGAGCAGAGGUCCUGAUUCUGCUAAAUGAAUGGUUUAAAAGGGUGGCGUGGCCGCCUGGACUCCAGGAGAUCGCUCACUCGAGUGAUGCUGUGAGGACCAGCCCUCGAGUGAUGCUGUAAGGAGCAGCCUUCUGCUCGCACUGAUAAACACCACACAAUCCUGUCCAAGAAUUUGUGCUGAGACAAUUUACAUAGUACUGUUGUCUCUUGGAACACCAUACUGAUCUGCAUUGACCCGCACUUCUAAGUACAGCAUAAGUGAAGACAUACCCCUCGGUACUGAAAUAUUGUUGACUAAUUACGUUUACUCGUUUCUGCCUAACUUGGAGUAAUAAGACAAUGCAGAAUGAAGCAAAGCUAAGAUUAAUAGAGUUAUGAACUUUGUAUCAAUUACUGUAUAAUUAAGACAAACUGUGUGAGUCUAACUGUAUCAAAUACUGUAUACUGUAAUUAAGACAAAAUGUGUGAGACUAACUAUCAAUUACUGUAUACUGUAAUUAAGACAAACUGUGUGAGACUAACUAUCAAUUACUGUAUACUGUAAUUAAGACAAACUGUGUGAGACUAACUAAUUAUGUAU